AUGGGGGUGGACAGGCGGCAGAGAGCCUCGGCAGCCCUCUCGCUCGGCUUCCUCUCUUUAAUUUUCUCUAUCACAGCCUUCAGCAGCAGCUACUGGUGUGAAGGAACCCAGAAGGUAGCCAAACCGUUCUGCAGCGAACUUGCAGGUGGCACCCACUGCAUUGGGAUGAACAGCCCAGGUGCGAAUGAUAGCAGCCUGGUUCAGUACAUCUGGGAGACGGGAGACGACAAGUUUGUGGAUCGAAAGUUUCAUGCUGGUAUUUGGCAUUCUUGUGAAGAGGUGAUCAGUGGAAAAGGUGAGAAAUGCAGAAGUUUCAUCAGCCUGACACCCCCAGCAGUUCAAGGAGUUCUAUGGUUGUCCGUUGCAGCAGAGAUCCUCUACAUUAUUUUACUCCUGAUGGGCAUCACUCUCAUGUUGAUUGAAAUCUGUCAUUCCAUCAGCGUCCUGGAUGGGCUGAAGCUUAAUGCAUUUGCUGCUAUAUUCACUGUUUUGGCAGGUCUCCUCGGAAUGGUGGCUCACAUGAUGUAUACAACUGUAUUUCAAAUGACAGUAAAUUUCGGUCCAGAGGACUGGAGGCCUCAGAUGUGGGAUUAUGGCUGGUCUUACUGCUUGGCGUGGGUUUCCUUUGCCUGCUGCAUGGCUUCCUCUGUGACCACAAUGAACAGAUACACAAAAACUAUUUUGGAAUUUAAAUAUAAACAGAAAAAACUGGAGAGAGGUCUACGAGCUAAAUCCAAGCCUCCUGUUCCAGAAAAGGCUUGGAAGAUGUAUGUUGACACCCUCCAGAGAACAACCGAGGACUUCAUGCAUCCCUUAACAGACAUUCACAACCCAUCCAGUCCUGUGGGAUUUGUGGAGUUAAAUAAUAUUCCUGUGGCACAUUGUGAAGAAUAUUGCUAA
Molecule: messenger RNA, 900 nt
Organism: Pseudonaja textilis
Lineage: Eukaryota; Metazoa; Chordata; Lepidosauria; Squamata; Elapidae
Gene: GSG1L2
Product: GSG1 like 2
Cellular component (GO): plasma membrane
Source: RefSeq, a predicted model, not a curated record